Echinostoma caproni is the source of this 1344-nucleotide messenger RNA. The record is from the annotation of a GenBank genome assembly. NCBI's taxonomy places the organism in Eukaryota, Metazoa, Platyhelminthes, Trematoda, Plagiorchiida, Echinostomatidae.
AUGACCGCCCCAGAUCAGGGAGAUUCGCCCGUGCCAGUGCGACGGAACGCCAUGUUCCGGAGCUAUCGUCAUUUGCCCAGCACCGGGUAUAACAGUCGGAUCACACUCCAGUCCAAUUUACCCCGUGCCAACACCUCCUCGUUUCGUUCGCAGUAUUUGUCAUCCGAUUUGCCCUAUUUCUGGCUUCAUCGCAGUGCCAGUGCACGGGCUAUUCCAUUGAGCCAUUCAGGAAGUGUGAAUAAUCUGGGCGAAAACGCACCGCUUGUCGAGGACGACUCGUUUGCUUCUCCACGAUUGUAUGAUCAAAGACAAAGGUCGAUUGAGGACUUUUCCAACAUAAAUAUCAGCCCGAACCAGUCCCCAUCCCCGUCCCAUAACGUGUCCAAUCCAUGCCACAUGGUUGAUGACCUGAUGAAUCGACGUUCCCGAACAAACGCGAUUCGAUUCGGUUCAUCUGUGCCAACAGAAUCCAACUCGGUCGGACUGGGCUCAGUGGAUGCGCAAAUUUCUCUGACCAAUCGAUCGAAUCGAUUACACAAUGGAUCGGGCAGUUAUUCACCACCGGAUGAACCUUUGGAUCGAUCAAUCAUUUUUACCAACCCGAAUAUCAAUGGAGCCGGUCCGGGGAGUAUUGCAAUGCGUAAUGUGAGCUUAGAAAGUGUACCCCGGGUCCCUGUCCCCGCGAGUCGAUUGUACUCACGUCAUUCCUCGUCCAAUCCACGUGUUGUUCGUCGUCGUGUGGUCCUGGACACAACAGAUAAUCCCAUUCCACCGGUGAAUAAUGCAACGACGAAUUCCGCCGGCGUGCGCAGACGAGAACGUUCUAUGCUUUCCAGUGGAAUGGACGAUCGUCGAAACAGUGUCCCGAUGAGAACCGGCUACCGGAGUCGUGUGAACACGCAUCAUUCGACCGAUCGGGUCCGAUCCCAUGCGUUUGGCACCGUCCCACCUGAUCGGCCGCGGCCCACAGCCACCGCCACCACGACCACCACCGGCACUGCCGCCGCCACCAUCACCGGCAGCAGCAACGAUCGGGAGAUUCAUGUGCGACAUGUGCCCAGUAUUGCGGUAGUGCAUUGUCUGAGUGCAGCCAAUGAGGCUCCCAGCACCACCAGCAUCAGUGGUGCGAGUAGUAUUGAGGAUGUGCAUCCCUCAGCCAUGAUGAUCACACCGGAUAUACGUCGAGUUCAGAAUCGCGCCAAGUCAUGUGAGUCCUCGACACGGGAAAAGAGCAGUCUGACCAAAGUGUCUGAUGCUUCACAUGCCCUACGGGGAAACAACGAUUGGCGCGUAAGUAAUCCUCGAGUAGUACUCUGCCUAUUGCCCACAUGUUUACAAAGAUGA